This is a messenger RNA of Botrytis sinoallii, 1911 nucleotides long. RefSeq lists its product as uncharacterized. Lineage: Eukaryota; Fungi; Ascomycota; Leotiomycetes; Helotiales; Sclerotiniaceae. The record is from RefSeq and is a predicted model, not a curated record. The transcript has a single exon. The coding region runs from base 1 to 1911 and encodes 636 amino acids.
AUGAGUACCGAAACAAAUGAUGACAGGGUACAGCCUAAUGGCACCAUGACACCUUAUCAAGAAGCACCUGGUGAACUUCCCGUCACCGACCCAACAGAACAACAUCUUUUCGCAAAUCUCGAGACGACAAAUAUAAGAGACGAUACUAUACACGAAGCCGAAAGCGUAGCUCUAUCUGUGUCAUCAUAUAACGGUGUUCCUGCAGCUUUAAACCAUGACAUGGGAAAAUUUCUCUCAAACGACCAGCUCGCCAAGGUCAAAGACCUCCUCCAGGCACAUCUGCCGUCGCCGAUCUGCAACCCAGAGGUACCCGUUGAAGGAUGCCCACUUCUCAAUUCACUGAGCCUGGACUGUCGCAGGCUGAUCUGGAAGCUUCUGCUUCUGAACCCACUUCUUGGAGAGAGUUUUUUCAUCGACGGUGAUCAGGUCUUUGGGUUAUUCCCCGCGAUCCUGAGAGUUAAUAGGCAGAUCUACAACAAGGGUAUGGAUAUCCUCUAUGGAAGCAACAAAUUUUUGAUUGGGUGUAUUCCGUACAAUUCGUAUUUCUGGGACAGCUGCCUGGAGUGUGCUUUGGCCAGGGGACAGCACCUUGAUCGUACUGGCGAAGACAGAGAAGUUGAAAGUGAAAAAAGCCUUAUUUCAACUGCAAGAUAUGUUCAGCACUGGAAAAUUUUGAUUAGCGCUAUUGACUUUCAACAAGUAGCGACAGAGAAACUUCUGCGUCUGUGUCACAGCAUCUAUAUGGCCAACAUUCAAUCACUAGAAGUCUUGAUUAUCCCAAAAGGCAUCGAGGAUGGUUGGAAUAUGAGUGACAAUUAUGGAUAUGAACAUCAGCUUGCGAUUACUUUGUCACCACUUAAGCGUUUCCGGAACGUUCAGCAAUUCAACAUCCGGCCCGCGGAAAUUCAUGAGAUUCCAGCUGUCGCUUUCGAUCAGGAACUUGCGGAUGAGUUCAUACCAAUCUUGCCUAGUCCUGUUGAUGAGGUGGAACUCACUGGUCUGAUUCAGGGUAACUCGGAAGUUGAGACAAUUGAGAAGAUGUACAAAACUCUCCUCACCUACGCCCAAGCGUUCGAACGAUUUGAGAACUUCAAGUCAGCAAUGGACAUUAAUCAUAACGAAGACGAGCUAGAACAAAUUUACAGUUUCGAAGUUUCUAGCAGUUUUGCAAUCUCUGACCAAAAGAUCAAUCCAUUCAAGGCCAGCCGUCAUCCUGUCGAGAGAGCACUGAGUGCAGCCAAGACUUCUAUGUUUCAGGACAAAAUGGAUCAGUUCAAAAUGAAUAGAUCCCUCCUCAUUCAGUACUUAGAGCACGAGUACCAGAUCAUCGAAGCUGCAUCUAAGAAUUUGGUCGAUUUUAUUAAAAUCCAUAAAAUAGCAAAUGGGUUCUUCCGUCAUCCUCUAUACAUCAACAGAAAUGAAGAUUAUAAUGAAAUCGCCUCGCCCAAUUAUAUUGCUACGCAAGCUUUGGUUUUGCUAGAGGACUAUGAGGCUAGAUUAAAGCGUAAAUUAGAGCCAGCAACAAAGGUUGAAAUACGAAAGUACAAGCUUCUUUUCAAUUCCUUCUACGACGAUCUUCCACGUGAAAGACUCAUGAAGCUGUGCGAAAUGGCUUAUGAGAAGCAGUGGUGGCUUCAAUUCGUUACCUAUUUCCAGGAGGCUGUGGAUGAUAUGGAUGUUCAAUAUCUUGCAAUCAGACAGGCUCGAAAGAAGUUGUAUGCGUGGGAUCUUCAGGCAACUGUUCGGGAAGUGGAUGUAAAGCCUAUGCUUUCCGAUGAGAUCAUCAAUUGGAAUGAGUGUGAACCAGACAUGCGGAUCAAUGAAGAGUGGCGUAAAUACCGCUCUUAUGGAGAACCUGAACUUUCCGACCACACAUGCGAUGAAGACAGCGAUGCGAAUAGCAAUGACUAA